AUGGCUGCCCACGAGUCUCUCCAGAAGGAAACCUCUGCUAACGAGACCCUGAGAUGGAUGGAUGGCAGGCACCUCAAUGGCACCUUCCUCCCGUACUACCAGCACUCUCCAGCAGUGGCAGCUGUCUUCAUUGUCGCUUACCUCUGCAUCUUCCUCUCGUGCAUGGCUGGGAACUCCCUGGUGUGCCUGGUGGUGGUGAGGAACCAGCGCAUGCACACGGUCACCAACCUCUUCAUCCUGAACCUGGCCAUCAGUGACCUGCUGGUGGGCAUCUUCUGUGUGCCAACCACCCUCCUGGACAACCUGAUCACAGGCUGGCCCUUCAACCAGGUCGUCUGCACCAUGAGUGGCCUUGUCCAAGGAUCGUCUGUCUCGGCCUCCGUUUUCACACUCGUGGCCAUCGCCAUGGACAGGUGA
Molecule: messenger RNA, 417 nt
Organism: Terrapene triunguis (Three-toed box turtle)
Lineage: Eukaryota; Metazoa; Chordata; Testudines; Emydidae
Product: neuropeptide FF receptor 1-like
Exons: 2
Coding region: 1-417 (138 amino acids)
Biological process (GO): G protein-coupled receptor signaling pathway
Cellular component (GO): membrane
Molecular function (GO): peptide binding; neuropeptide receptor activity
Source: RefSeq, a predicted model, not a curated record